Messenger RNA from Aspergillus udagawae, 585 nucleotides. RefSeq lists its product as uncharacterized. The coding region runs from base 1 to 585 and encodes 194 amino acids. NCBI's taxonomy places the organism in Eukaryota, Fungi, Ascomycota, Eurotiomycetes, Eurotiales, Aspergillaceae. The transcript has 2 exons. The record is from RefSeq and is a predicted model, not a curated record.
AUGAGCCGGGGUCAGACUCGCGACUGGAACAAGGAGAGAGUUGCCUUGGAUAGAAGAGGCUCGGACGGAGAGUAUGAUGUGUCUUAUCACAAGUCUCAUCGCAGUGAACGACCUGGGCCGAGCUACUACGGUCCGAACUUUUCCAAUGUCGAGAAUAAGCGCUCAGCAUCUUUGGCCUAUGGUGAUAUCAGGCACCCUGUGACGCCUGAUCGCUACGGCAAGCGCCCACAGCCAUAUACUUCUGAUGUGAAGAAGGACUAUAAUGAAUAUAAGAAGUAUGGCGAUCUAUAUUCAGAGACCAAGGCAAAGACGGACAGCAAAUAUAAGACUCUCCUCAAAACUCCGAGAAACGACGACCACUAUCGACAGAAUAUAGAAAUGGCUCGUGACCUUUCGCAUGACACCAGGCUGGCAGCUAACACUGCUGCUGCUUCCCGAUCUGGGUUUGCUCAUAAAUACCCAUAUGCGUACGACGGCCAGAAAGGAAAGGAGGGGCAUGAAAGAGCAAUUGAGACUCUUAGGGCUGGGGCCAAAAAUGCCUCGAAGGCAGAACGGAAGACGUCCAAAUUACUGGGACGGAACUAA